UUACAAUAAUUUUCAAUGUCAAAAAUGUUAUCCUUUCAAAAUCAUUAUUUUAAAAUUUGUGAACUUAUAAAUGCGCGCGCUGGGCGGGAAGCUCAAUCAGUCUCGCGCUAUACAGGAUUAACAUGGCGUCGUGCGCUGUGCAGCUGAUUGAUAAAGUGACGAGGAGGAAAGUGGAGAAAAAGAAAUUUGAAACAAACAUUUUGAAGGACCCUUACAUGAAGCACCCUUUACAAAACAGAUGGGGUCUUUGGUUCUACAAGCACGAUAAGAGCAAAAUGUGGCAAGACAAUCUAAGGCUCAUCACCAAGUUCGACACAGUUGAGGACUUCUGGGCAUUAUACAACAACAUACAGCUGCCAAGCAAACUGUCCUCUGGCUGUGACUAUUCUAUGUUCAAGGAUGGCAUAGAGCCCAUGUGGGAAGACAGGAGUAAUAAAUGUGGUGGCCGCUGGUUGAUUACUCUAGCCAAGCAGCAUAGACACACUGAACUUGACCGGUUCUGGCUGGAAACGAUGUUGUGUCUUAUUGGAGAGGGCUUUGGCUCCUUCAGUCGGGAUAUCUGUGGAAGUGUAAUCAAUAUCCGUGCCAAAGGGGACAAAAUUGCCAUCUGGACCUCCAAUGCUGAGAACUGUGAGACCGUUACAUAUAUUGGUCAAAAGUAUAAAGAAAGUCUUGGACUCCCACAGAAACUUGUCAUUGGAUAUCAAGCCCAUGCAGACACUGCAACUAAGAGCAACUCCAUAACCAAAAACAAGUUUGUUGUUUAAAAGUGGGAUUUAGUUUGAUACUGUUGUAGGGGCCUAGAUGUUUAUACUGGUAAACAAUUAGUAUUCUUGUAUUCAGAUUUUUUUGUUUUUUUUUUUGUUACUUUGACGUGUGGCUGUAACUUGUGGCAUUUAAAUUCACCUUGAUAAAAUAUGCAAGACUUUGUAAAUGUUGUUUGAGUUGUACUUUUUUGUGGUGUUGAAGAGGUGUCUAAAAUGCUAAGACCUUUUUUCUUUGAAAAUUAAAACUUGAUCUGCUUUUGCAAA
Ctenopharyngodon idella (grass carp) is the source of this 1031-nucleotide messenger RNA. It is a transcript of the gene eif4e1b, whose product is annotated as eukaryotic translation initiation factor 4E family member 1B. Bases 123 to 767 code for a protein of 214 amino acids. The transcript has 7 exons. The record is from RefSeq and is a predicted model, not a curated record. Gene Ontology annotation, molecular function: RNA 7-methylguanosine cap binding; translation initiation factor activity. Gene Ontology annotation, biological process: translational initiation. NCBI's taxonomy places the organism in Eukaryota, Metazoa, Chordata, Actinopteri, Cypriniformes, Xenocyprididae. Gene Ontology annotation, cellular component: eukaryotic translation initiation factor 4F complex; cytoplasm.